UAUUGCGAGUGGAGUCUUCUGUCAACCUUCGUGUCUCCGCAGAAGGGGGGCAGUACGGCGACAAAAAAUGAUCAGAAAUUACUGCAAGGUUCUCCAAAAACAUGUCCGGAAAUUCACCAUGCUCCCGCACGUUGCUACGGGUGUUCGGCAAAAGACAACAAUCCAGUAUGCCACACGGCCAGACCUGCCAAAGCUGGCCUACAGGAAGCUGACAGGGAAGAGUCCUGGAGUGGUUUUCCUGCCUGGUUUUGCCUCCAACAUGGGCGGUCAGAAAGCAGAAGCCUUGGAGGAGUUCUGCAAGUCUUUGGGCCACUCAUACCUCCGGUUUGAUUAUUCUGGCUGUGGGUCAUCUGAAGGGGAAAUGGCAAACUACAACAUUGGUGCUUGGAAGAAGGAUGUGCUCUUUGUACUGGAUGAACUAGUAGAGGGGCCACAGAUUUUGGUGGGCUCCAGCAUGGGUGGUUGGCUGAUGCUGCUAGCAGCUCUUGCGCGACCAGAGAAGACCGCUGCCUUGGUGGGCAUCUCGACAGCUGCAGAUCAUUUUGUCACAUCAUUCAAGAUGCUACCAAUAGAGACAAAGAAGGAGAUAGAGGAGCUGGGCUCUUGGAAAUUCCCAACCAAGCACAAUGAAGAGGGUUUCUACACUCUGAGCAUAAACUUUCUGAAAGAGGCAGAGAACCACUGUGUACUCCAGAGCCCACUCCCUGUUACCUGUCCAGUACGUCUGAUCCAUGGGGUUAAAGACUCUGACGUACCCUGGCAUGUCUCCAUUCAGGUCGCAGAGCGGGUACUCAGCAACGAUGUGGACGUUAUUCUUCGCAAACAUGGGCACCAUCGCAUGUCAGAGAAAGAUGAUAUUAAGCUCAUGGUGUACACCAUUGAUGACCUUAUUGAUAAACUGACCACAUUGGGGUGAGGAGGGAUGGACCAGUUGUGAUGGGAGGGGUGUCUGGAAAACCUUGUUUGGAAGUAAGGUUUUAAAUGAAGGAAGCCAAAUUAACUGAAAGGGUUAGUUGACCAAAAAAUAAAAAUUAUGUCAUCAUGUGCUCACCCAUCCUCAUGUUGUUCCAAACAUGUGUGUUUUUCUAUCUUCCAUGUAACACACAGGGAUCUGUUCUUUUGCAUACAGUGAAAGCAUAUGGGUGAUUCUUAAGAAACCUGUCUAGAAAAUGUCCUGUUCAUAUUUAACCCCAAAUAAAAUAUAUAUACUGAGUGUGUAUAUAUAUAUAUAUAUAUAUAUAUAUAUAUAUAUAUAUACACACACACACACACACACACACACACACACACACACAGAUAUAUAUAUACACACCGAUCAGCCAUUCUCUGUUGACCUCUCUCAUCAACAAGGCAUUUCCAACCACAGAACUGCCACUCAAUGUAUGUUUUUUGUUUUUGAUCAGCAGUUACAGAAAUACUCAAACCAGCCCGUCUGGCACCAACAAUCAUCCAUGCGAUUUAUCUAAUCAGCCAAUUGUGUGGCAGCAGUACAGUGCAUAAAAUUAUGCAGACACGGGUCAGGAUCUUCAGUUGAUGUUCACAUCAACCAUCAGAAUGGGGAAAAAAAUUUGAUCUCAGUGAUUUGGACCGUGGCAUGAUUGUUGGUGCCAGACAGGCUGGUUUGAGUAUUUCUGUAACUGCUGAUCUCCUGGGAUUUUUUGCUUUGGAAAUUGCUCCCAAGGAUGAAGCAAUUGGUGCCAAAAACAAAAAACAUCCAGUGAGCGGCAGUUCUGUGGAUGGAAAUGCGACCUACAUACUAUUAGGCAGGUGGUUUUAAUGUUGUGGCUGAUUGGUGUGUGUGUGUGUGUGUGUGUGUGUGUGUAGAUAUAUACAGUUGAUGCCAGAAGUUUACAUACGCUUAGGUUGAAUUCAUUAAAACUUAUUUUUUAACCACUCCACAGAUUUCAUAUUAGCAAACUACUUUUUGCAUGACACAAGUAAUUUUUCCAACAAUUGUUUACAGACAGAUUGUUUCACUUUUAAUUGACUAUAUCACAAUUCCAGUGGGUCAGAAGUUUACAUAUACUAAGUUAACUGUGUCUUUAAGCAGCAUGGAAAAUUCCAGAAAAUGAUGUCAAGCCUUUAGGCAAUUAGCCAAUUAGCUUCUGAUAGGCUAAUUGGAGUCAAUUGGAGGUGUACCUGUGGAUGUAUUUUAAGGCCUACAUUCAGAAUCAGUGCCUCUUUGCUUGACAUCAUGGGAAAAUCAAAAGAAAUCAGCCAAGACCUCAGAAAAAAAAUGUGGAUCUCCACAAGUCUGGUUCAUCCUUGGGAGCAAUUUCCAAACGCCUGAAGGUACCACGUUAAUCUGUACAAACAAUAGUACGCAAGUAUAAACACCAUGAGACCACGCAGCCUUCAUACCACUCAGGAAGGAGACGCAUUCUGUGUCCUAGAGAUGAACGUAGUUUGGUGCAAAAAGUGCAAAUCAAUCCCAGAACAACAACAAAGGACCUUGUGAAGAUGCUGGAGGAAACAGGUAGACAAGUAUCUAUAUCCACAGUUAAAUGAGUCCUAUAUCGACAUAACCUGAAAGGCUGCUCAGCAAGGAAGAAGCCACUGCUCCAAAACUGCCAUAAAAAGCCAGACUACAGUUUGCAAGUGCACAUGGGGACAAAGAUCUUACUUUUUGGAGAAAUGUCCUCUAGUCUGAUGAAACAAAAAUGUUACUGUCUGGCCAUAAUGACCAUCAUUAUGUUUGGAGGAAAAAGGGUGAGGCUUGCAAGCUGAAGAUCACCAUCCCAACCAUGAAGCAUGGGGUGGCAGAAUCAUGUUGUGGGGGGCUUUGCUGCAGGAGGGACUGGUGCACUCCACAAAAUAGAUGGCAUCACGAGGAAGGAAAAUUAUGUGGAUAUAUUGAAGCAACAUCUCAAGACAUCAGCCAUUAAGUUAAAGCUUGGUCGCAAAUGGGUCUUCCAAAUGGACAAUGACCCCAAGCAUACCUCCAAAGUUGUGGCAAAAUGGCUUAAGAACAACAAAGUCAAGGUAUUGCCCUGACCUCAGUCCAAUGGAAAAUUUAUGGGCAGAACAGAAAAAGCAUGUACGAGCAAGGAGGCCUACAAACCGGACUCAGUUACACCAGUUUUGUCUAGAGGAAUGGGCUAAAAUUCCAGCAACUUAUUGUGAGAAGCUUGUGGAAGACUACCAAAAAUGUUUGACCCAAGUUAAACAGUUUAAAGGCAAUGCUACCAAAUACUAACAAAGUGUAAGUAAACUUCUGACCCACUGGGAAUGUGAUGAAAGAAAUAAAAAUAAAUAAUUCUCUCUACUAUUAUUCUGACAAUAAAGUAGUGAUCCAAACUGACUUGUUUUCUACGAUUAAAUGUCAGGAAUUGUGAAAAACUGAGUUUAAAUGUAUUUGGUGUGUGUAUACUUCUGACUUCAACUGUAUAUACAGUAUAUAUACACACUUAAAUAUAUAUAUAUAUAUAUAUAUAUAUAUAUAUAUAUAUAUAUAUAUAUAUAUAUAUAUAUACAUAUAUACAUACACACUACCAGUCAAAAGUUUUGAAACACUUACUCAUUCUUUAUUAUAAUUUUUUUUUUCACAUUUUAGAAUAAUAGUAAAGUCAUUAAAACUAUGGAAUAACAUAAAUGGAACUAUGGGAAUUAUGUUGUGAAUAAACAAAAUCUAAAAUAAAUCAAAACUGUGUUAUAUUUUAGCAUCUUCAGAGUAGUCACCCUUUGCCUAGAAUUUUCAGAAAUGUACUCCUGACAUUUUCUCAACCAACUUCUUGAGGUAUCACCCUGGGAUGCUUUUUAAACAGUAUUGGAGGAGUUUCCAUCUAUGUUGGGCACUUAUUGGCUGCUUUUCUUUAUUAUUUGGUCCAAGUCAUCAAUUUCAAAAACUUUUUUUUUAUUAUUUAUUACAUUUUAGAUUUAUGAUUAAAUUAAUAUGGCGGCACAAUUAUAUUUUUGUCUACAAAACUAAUUUCAAACAUUUAAGCAUAUGCCUUCAGAUCAAAAGAUUUUUAAGAUCAUGAGAAAUAUUUCGGUCAAGUGUUUCAAAACUUUUGACCGGUAGUGUAUAUUUAUUUAUAUAUAUAUAUAUACAG
This is a messenger RNA of Myxocyprinus asiaticus (Chinese sucker), 4052 nucleotides long. RefSeq names its product palmitoyl-protein thioesterase ABHD10, mitochondrial-like. Gene Ontology annotation, molecular function: palmitoyl-(protein) hydrolase activity; hydrolase activity, hydrolyzing O-glycosyl compounds. NCBI's taxonomy places the organism in Eukaryota, Metazoa, Chordata, Actinopteri, Cypriniformes, Catostomidae. Gene Ontology annotation, biological process: protein depalmitoylation. Bases 68 to 916 code for a protein of 282 amino acids. The transcript has 5 exons. The record is from RefSeq and is a predicted model, not a curated record. Gene Ontology annotation, cellular component: mitochondrion.